Molecule: messenger RNA, 912 nt
Organism: Aspergillus steynii IBT 23096
Lineage: Eukaryota; Fungi; Ascomycota; Eurotiomycetes; Eurotiales; Aspergillaceae
Exons: 3
Coding region: 295-801 (168 amino acids)
Source: RefSeq, a predicted model, not a curated record
CAGUAUUGAAAACUGAAACCGAAACCGAAACAAGGAUCCCGGUCCAGGGUAACAGGCCUCAGUCCAUCAAUCAAUCCAUCAGAAGGAGGCGCGCGUCAAAACAAAAGAAGAGCGAAGAAGACGGAGAAGACGAACAGAAACCGGGAAAAACACCAGAACGCGUUUAUCAGGGACACCACUCAUUUAUAUCCCCUACGGUUUUUAUUUAUUUUUAUUUAUUUUUAUUUUAUUUGCAGGAGAAAAAAAAGGAAAAAGAAGUGCCGGAAAAGCAGCUACCUAUCCAUUCAUACUAGUAUGAGAUCGGGUACGACCAACUCCCUUUCCUUCCUACGGCCGAAUCCCUCCACCAGCAGAAAGAAAAAAAAAAAAAAGAAAGACAGCCAGUACUGCGUAAGUGGGAGGGGCAAACCCGGCAUUUCAUCGUCCACCACCAAAUCAAUAAUAAUCAUCACAAUCACACGCUUUUUGUUUGUCGUCUGUGUGUCUAUUUUUUCUUCCGUUUCCCUCCCCCCCUUUCCUUCUUUUUUUUUUUUCUUUUCUUUUUUUGAUCAACUCUCUCGGUCACUAUUGUCAACAGCCAUCCUUCGUCUUCGACCAUUUCAUCAUCAAACCAACCCCCCGCCUCUUUUCAAGUUACUAUUUUAUUAUUCUUUUUCUUUUCUUUUUUUCCAUUUUUCUUCUUCCACGCGAUAUCAAGUCGGGAAAGCUCUUCUACUUACCUAUUCUAGUUUAAUCCGUGGCCCUGUGUCCGUCUGUCUAUCCCGUCUUGACUCUCUCCAUUUCCCCGGCGCGAGUUCUUGACCUGUGUCCCCCCCCCUCUCGCUCAUAAACCGAGAGAGCCCUUUCUUUGACUUUCCCACCGUUCGAUCUACCUUUGGCACCAGGCGACCCGACAGCUUGGCUUAGCUAUCU